Messenger RNA from Fopius arisanus, 1173 nucleotides. Its product is annotated as peptidoglycan recognition protein 1. Lineage: Eukaryota; Metazoa; Arthropoda; Insecta; Hymenoptera; Braconidae. Bases 290 to 1003 code for a protein of 237 amino acids. Gene Ontology annotation, biological process: peptidoglycan catabolic process. The record is from RefSeq and is a predicted model, not a curated record. Gene Ontology annotation, molecular function: N-acetylmuramoyl-L-alanine amidase activity; zinc ion binding. The transcript is spliced from 3 exons.
GUCUCAUUUAUCUCACCAUUGACUUUUUCCUCGAUUUGUUUUCCUGCAGCAGCAAUAUUUAUUCACAUCGAAAACACAAAAAUUGCCGGCGAGAAGGAGAAAUCAGAGUCGCAUUACAGUGCAUUCUUGACACUCGAGAUUGGAGGUCUACACGUGGUUAAUUCGCGUCAUAGAGUGGGAGUUGAACAGCCUAGAACCACUAGGGACUUCCCUGUACAGGAGCAAUUAUUUUUGCUUAAAUACACUCAGCCUUUUGUUUUAGCUCAGUUCGAAACGACUGGGUCUCACCAUGAGAACUAUUGAAAUUUUUCUGCAAAUAUCCGCCAUUCAUCUUCUCUGGAAUGCCGCGCAGGGUUUACCGGUGUCUUCCGAAGAAUUGAACCUGGAUGUCAUCUGCCCGAGGAUAAUAUCCCGGAAGGAAUGGAAUGCCCGGAACGUGAGUGGAUUGGAACCCCUGUGGACGACGCCAACACCUUACGUUGUUGUUCAUCACGGUGGAAUCCUUCAUUAUUGCUACGAUCAACCCGAAUGUUCCGAGAUUGUCCGAUCGUACCAGGAUCUCCACAUCGACAAGAACCACUGGCUGGAUAUUGGCUACCACUUCGUCAUAGGAGAGGACAGCAACGUCUACGAGGGCCGAGGGUGGGACUACAUCGGGGCCCAUUCCCCAGGAUACAAUUCCCAAAGCAUCGGGGUCUCAGUCAUCGGAGAUUUCUCUCAUUUUUUGCCGAAUGAAGGAGCCCUGAAGGCCCUGGACUCGUUAAUAACCUGUGGAGUAGCCCUUGGAAAAAUAAGUCCCGAUUAUAACGUAAUUGGGCACCGCCAGGCGCGCAAUACCGUAUGUCCGGGGGAGACAUUUUACAAAUACGUCAUGAAGAUGCCAAGAUGGACGGCCAAUCCCACGCCAGUUUGCAUGAGCAAUUGUGCAGUGAAUGCAAGUAAUUACAAUGACAAUGGGCUUGGACAAUCGUUCAAGGACACUAAUGUGGUCACAUUGCUCUGAUUUGCGAAUGAAUGUUCAAUACUUCUGGUCAUGUAAAUAUAAUUUAUUCAUGCUCGAGUGAUGGAGUGAUUACACGUCUUCUUAUCACCUCGUCAAUCAUCAUAUCCAUCAAUUAUUGUUACUCCAUCAUUUCAUCAUAUGCCAGUAAAUAAGAAUGAGAAUUGUCAAGA